AUGACCCAUCCAAAACCAACAAUCCUCCCCUCAACCUACACACAAAGAACACCACCAGAAACAUUUCCAACCUCAAAUCACGGCGAUAUAUACUGGCACACCUUGAUUUCAUCCCCCAAAACAGACUCCACAGACCUCUGUGCAGGAAUAGCAACAUGUCCGCCAGCGUCGGGCCACUUGUGCGCGCACCGCCACAUGCAGUCUGAGAUAUACCAUAUCCUCGAAGGCGAUGGCGAGGUGACGAUUGAUGGGGUCUCAAGUAGGGUGCAAGCUGGGAGUACAGUUUUUAUUCCUUCGGAUGCUGAGCAUGGGAUUGUGAAUACUGGGACUGUGGACUUGAGGUGGUUGUAUGUUUUUCCUACGGGGAGUUUUGAGGAUAUUGUUUAUCGGUUUACGGGACAAGAGGCGGAAGGGAAGGGAAUGGAGAAGGCGAAGUUGUGA
Messenger RNA from Penicillium coprophilum, 441 nucleotides. RefSeq lists its product as uncharacterized. Bases 1 to 441 code for a protein of 146 amino acids. Lineage: Eukaryota; Fungi; Ascomycota; Eurotiomycetes; Eurotiales; Aspergillaceae. The record is from RefSeq and is a predicted model, not a curated record. The transcript has a single exon.